Molecule: messenger RNA, 6507 nt
Organism: Amyelois transitella
Lineage: Eukaryota; Metazoa; Arthropoda; Insecta; Lepidoptera; Pyralidae
Product: HEAT repeat-containing protein 1
Exons: 5
Coding region: 190-6486 (2098 amino acids)
Biological process (GO): positive regulation of transcription by RNA polymerase I; maturation of SSU-rRNA from tricistronic rRNA transcript (SSU-rRNA, 5.8S rRNA, LSU-rRNA)
Cellular component (GO): 90S preribosome; t-UTP complex; small-subunit processome
Molecular function (GO): snoRNA binding
Source: RefSeq, a predicted model, not a curated record
UUUUGGAAAUGGUACACACGUGUGUGUAUAUAGAAUAGUUCAAGUUCACGCCGCAUUGUGAUUUUUAAAAGGCCAGAAUCUGAUUUAUUUGUUCGGUCUCUUUUAAAUUUUUAUAACUUAUUAUAGUCUUUCGUCACGUACGAAGGUCUCUUGCAUUUUUAGUCUUUGCACAGUGGCAAAUUUUAUGCCAUGGCAGCCACUUCUUUAGCAGAGCAGCUUCAGCGAUUAGCUGUUCCUCAGUCUACUAUUUACAAAGACGAUAAAAAGAAGGCAUCACUAUUAUUCGAUCCAAAAGAGGCGGCUUUGAAAGAUCGCGAUACAUUUUAUGAAAUUGGCAAAAGUGGUCUGCAAGAGCUUAUAGCGUUAUAUGAAGGAUUUCUUUUCUAUGAAGGUACACUGUUCAGUCAGUUAUCAAAGGAUUUUGAAAGGGCUGUCGAGUCAAAGGAAGUAAAUCAAAAUUUGGACCACACUAUUGAGAAAUUUCUUCUUGAGUUAUCACCUUAUUUUUUGCUGCAAUCUGCACACAAGGCAUUAGAAUGGCUGGUCAACAGAUACCAAAUCCACCAGUACAAUCAAGAUGCAAUCAUGGCACUAAUACUACCAUACCAUAGUUCUAAAAUAUUCAUAAGAUUUGUUCAGAUAAUGGAUAUCAACUCUAAGAAAUGGAACUGGUUAAAAGUCAUUCAGAAGGAAGGCGUGCCUCUUGCUAAUCAAGUAUGGUAUAACCAAUGUGUUUCAAAUAUAUCAACUUUGAAGUUUGUGGCUGAUACUACCGUGAAAUACGUUAAUGAGUUUGGUGAGAGGGCAUCUCAACUGAAUACAGUAUUCACAUUCUUCUGUCAAACUGCUAUCGGUGUGAUAAAUGCUAAUAAACAAAUAUCAGAGUCUUUAGUAACAGCCCUACUGCCAACAGUAAUGAAAGCUGUAGUCUCUCCAAUUGUUGAUUUCCGAGCAUCAGCAUACAUGAUUCUUGGUUUUUUGUUCACGAAAGCAUCAUUAAAAAAGGAAACACUUGAUGAAAUUAUUGGAAAAUUACUGUCUACGGAGUUUCCCGUAACUUACGAUAUUGUUAUGUUGAUAACCAUGAUGUAUGCUCACCAAACACACAUUACGAAGAUGUCUCGAGCCAUACUUUUUGAUAUUUCUGCUGACAUCAUGAGCGAGUUGUGUAGCCAUUUGAAAAAGUCUGUGGAAAGCAAACAAAAUAUUUUGCCAUUCACUCUUGCGUUUUUGUCGAGUGUUCUUUCUACUAUACAAAGGGACAAUGAAGAUUUUAGAAGACUCAGUGAACUACCUAUUAUGUUUAUUGAAGAAGUUGAUUUGAAAAAACAGCAUCCAGAAAAAGUUAUCAGGUGUGUCUUAAAUGCAUACAAACCAAAAAAUAAGAAAGCUAAAACAGAUGAUGAAAGUGAUUUGGAAAUUAUAGAAGAUGAUUCUUCUUUCCCCAUGAAAAUACUAGAAUGGUACUCACAGCUACUCAAAAAUUUGGAAACAAAAUAUCCUGAAGCAUUUGAUAAAGUCAUCAAAGAGAUUAUGAGUUCAGAUAGCAAGGUAUCUAUGAAACGGCGCAAAAAUUUAUCCCAGGUUUUAGGAUUCAAACCUGCUGUAGCCCACAAAAUUGGUGACAGUUACUUAUUUGAACACCUUAAUCAUAUUAAUCCUAACAUAAGAGUUGAGGCUGUUAAAUACAUAGGCAAAGAGUUUGCAUCUCUCAAAAAAGAAAACAUUGAAUUUGUAAAAGAUUCUAUUGUCAAUAGACUGAAUGACGAUAAUCGAGAGGUAGUUAAUGUUACCUUAGAUCUUCCUAGUAAAUACUUAGAAGAAGUUUUGACUGAAAGUGAAUUGGCUAAUGCAUUUGUCAAUAUUGUUUCAAAAACUUCAGAAGAUUGGGUGUUGGUUGUCAUGAAAUCUAUUUUGAAAUUCUGUUCCUUGCCAAUGCUGCCUGUAAAUCAAGACACAGUAUUAGCUAUUUUACCACAUUUAUUCCCUCACGAUGAGGUAUCUGCUGAAAUCACAUGGCAAAUCCUCAAUUCUCCUUGGGGUAAAAAAUUUGACCUGACAAGGAAUUUGAAAGGUGUUAACCAAUCACAUAGAGAUAAUGCUGAUGUUUUAAAACAUUUGGUUUACAAUGCCCUUUUCAUUCAUCAAUUGGUCAAUUUUGAUAAAAUACUUGAUGAUAUACAACUCAACAAAACUAAGACACUUGAUGUUUAUAUGUUUUUACUGUUAAAGACUUGUUCAUUAAAACAAGCUUCACCUGAAGAAAUAACAAAACUACUGGGUAUACUUUUAGAAUCUGUAGAAAACAGAGCAAUAAUAGCCAGCACAGUAGACAAAGGAUUUUCAGUCAAGAAUAUAACAGAAUUUAUUGGUUUAGGGAAAAAAGAUAAAGUGCUUUUUGAAGUGGUUGAAUACAUAUUCUUACGGAUAAUUGAAGACAUGAACAUUCAAGGUAUUACAAAGCCUUGGUGUGAUAUUUGUGCUACACCAGACACUAUUCUUGUCAGAAGGUUGUAUGAAAUUUUUAUCACAGGAUGUGGCAUCCCAACAUACGAAAAAAACUAUGUGAAUCUUCUAAAGUUACUUUUAUCCAAAAUAUGUGUUGAUAGCAAAGAGAAGUUUGAAUUUCUUGCAAAUUUUGCUUGUGGACACAUCUUGUAUGCUUCUGAUCCAAAAGAUGUUAUUGGCCCUCAAUUGCAACUGAAAACUAUAAAAUUAUUGAAUAAUUUCUGUGGUGCUCAGACAAAUGCAACAUGGCUAUGUGAUUCAGAUACACUUAUUUUGAUGAUUAUGUUCAAUUUGAAUAAUCCAGUGGCAGCUAUACGGGAGGCAGUCAUUGAUAUUAUAAAUUACCUUUUAAGAGAUCUUGAAGAAAAUUCUGUUUAUGUGCAGCUACUAAAAGAAUUGGUGGCCCACAAGGAAGAGUUACUAUUAGAUCAUGAACAAAUUUCACAGGUUCUACAAACUAUACUUACUCAACAAACACCUAUAAAGAAAAUAUUAAGGAAGAACUGUUACAAUAAAUUCACAAAUAUAUUGAGUGGCAAUUCUCCACCCCAUAUCAAGUCAAGUUUUCUGAAAUUACUUUCAAAACUGAAUAAUGCUUACACUUUCCCUCACAUAUUGCCUAGUUUGGACUCUUUACAAAAACUUUUGGGGACUACAGACAAUUCUAAAACAAAAAUUAAGUUUAACAUUUAUCAAUCUAGUAUUUUUAGAAGUGUUUAUAGCCACAUUAACGAAUCUACAGUUACAACAUUCGCAAAAGAUGAAGUUUGGAAAACCAUUACUCUUGGUUUGAAGGAAUAUCGAGAAUGUAUAUUGGAGGAGAAUCAUCAGACAUACACCAGUCCAAGUGCUUUGAUAAUGAAAAAAAUUGAUGAAGAUGUUUUCAAAAAGGUUCCUGAGGAAAGAACUAAGGAAUUAGUUUAUUUGAUUACUUUAGCAGGGGCAUUCAGCCUUAAGCCUAGCAUUUCAAGUGUUGCUGCAAAAACAAUGAAAAAUAUACAUCUCAAGUUUGUCGAUUUUAAACCUAUUCUUGAUGCAAUGGUUUCCGUGGAAGAUCCAGCUGAAAAAACGCCUAAAAAGAAAUCUGUGGUUACAAUGCUUUCAUAUCAAGUAACGGAAACUAAAGAAUGGAAGUUAGGUGUGACACUUCUUGAAUACGUACAGAGUAAAAAGAAAAUGACUGUGGAUAAUUCCUUUGUAUCCAUUCUGUUUCAAAUUUUCAACAAAUGCUUGAAUUUCGAAGAACAAUCCUGCGUUGAGUAUACAAAACAGCUCAUACUAUCAUCAGUGUGGUACUACUGCCGAAAGUUUGUUGAUGAUAAUAAUAAAGAGCAAGUGAACAAGCUAAAAUCUUUAUUCAAUGUGGAACUGAUAGUGAAAUGCAUUAGAGGAACACAAAAUCCGCAAACACAUCACCACGCGUUGAUUCUGCUGUCUCACGCUUCAUAUAUGUUGCCUGAGGCAGUAUUACACCAUGUAAUGGAAAUCUUCACGUUCAUGGGCUCUUCAGUAUUAAGACAUGACGACGCUUACAGCUUCCAGAUAAUAGUGAAAAUAAUUGAGACUUUAAUUCCGAUUUUAGUCAAACUUGACAAAAAUGUUGAUGAAUGCACUGAAAAAGAAUUACAGCAGUUGCAGAUCCGUGUUGUUCCUGUUUUGAGAAUAUUCGCUGAUGUUGUUCUGCAUGUGCCUGAACAUAGAAGAUUGCCUUUGUACAAAAAGUUGAUUGAAACUUUAGGACCAAAUCAUUUCCUUUGGGUAUUCUUAGGUCUGUUGUUAGAGACACAUAUAUCCCACAUGGAUGAAAAUAAAAAACAGGACAGGUCCAAAAACAGAACCUUGGCUGAACAAGAGGCGCCAACGAACCGACUUGACUUUGGACAGAAUAUUUUAUUAGAAUUCUCACCAGAGAUCUGUUUGGAGAACUUUAUCAAACUCUUGGUUUAUCUGAAAUCACUGCCAUUACAAAAAGAUGAGAAUUCAAUGGAUACUGAUAUUGACCCCAGUGACAUAUUUAGUGUUAAUGGGCACACAGCAUUGCAAUUAAGAAUGUACAAAUAUGUGAUUGUAACAUUUAUGAAUUCUUUCCUGUCUUCCUCAAGAUUUAUUGAACACAAUAAUCAUGCAACUGAUGAGAAACUAAUGGAGACUCAUUACAGAGGUUUAAUUGUAAACAUAUUAACUUUCAUUCAAAGUAUUUCUAAACUUGGGGAUGAAAAAACAGCUAAGUAUUGGAGAGUAAUGUUGCAUCAUAGUUAUGAUCUUCUGGAUCAUACUAAUAAUCUUCUGUCUGCUCCUAUGUUCCUUUCAGUAAUAAGAGGAUUACUGAAGCAUAAUUUACAGACCGUUCGUAGGAAGUCGAUGGAACUUCUGAACUCCAAAAUACAGUAUAGUCCAGAAAUGUUUGCACAUGUUGACAAAGGACUCAUGUUUUCCCUAUUACCUGCUUUAUUGGAUAUAAUCAAAACAAUAGAACAAAAAGAUGAGUCCCUUAGUGAAAUCAGCGCCCAAGAAUUGGAAUUAAAUCAGCAGACAGCUCUUUUGUCUCUUAAAUUGAUGACAAGAUUCUUAGCUUCUAAGCACCCAGAGCCCUUCAAACCUGUGUUAGAAAUUGUGACAGAUUAUACUUGCAACCCGAACAUAUCCCCAAAUGUAAUGGCUUCUGUUGUGUUAUGUCUAGCCGAGCUAUGUGGCAAUUUGAAAGCACACGCUUUGGCCAGCAUGAGGAAAUUCAUGCCAGCAUUAAUUAAAGUAUUGAAGAAACAACGUAAAGCUGAAACACCGGAGUUGGUGCUUCUCAGCACGGUGACGGCGAUUUCGAAGAUUGUCGAAAGUCUGCCGCUUUUCCUAAGUCCGUAUCUACAGAAGAUUUUGUACGAGUACGCGAUAUUGCUAGCGAAAUGGCAGUGUCAUGAUCAAGAGUCUACAAAAGUAUCAGCUGUGGUUGCAAAACUGUCUACGAUAAAGAAGAAAAUAGCUUCUUCGAUUCCUCCACGUGUUUUGAUUCCAGUAGCCAAUGAGACGCAUCGUUUAUUAUUGGAGAAGGAAAAUUAUGAAGGGAUCGGUCCGGUCAUGUCAGUUUUGGCUGAUAGUUUUGCUAACGUUACAACGGCUGAUUUUACAGCGCUUCAGCAAGAUUUAACCGUUUUCUUCUUGUCAGCGCUUCAGUUACGAAGUGAUGCGGUGGAUAAGAAUGUUGACGAUGACGUCAUUGAUAGAGCUGAAGACGAGGUGGUGAAUGCUUUGGUGAGGCUGGUGUUGAAACUUUCAGAGAAUAGCUUCCGACCACUCUAUUUCAAGAUCUUUGACUGGGCGAUAAGGACCAAUGUCGAAGGGGUGAAGGAUAGAACUAUUACUUUCUACAGAUUGAGCUGUGCCAUUGCGGACCAGCUUAAAGGUCUAUUCGUGUUAUUCGCCGGCCAUUUCGUCAAGAACGUGUCUGAAUUACUCGACUCAUGCAAUAACAGCAAAACGGAAGAUUUGUACUUCGAUUCAGAUGAAAAAUGCAUCGUUUUAAUCAAAUAUGUGAUCAAAACUCUAAAUAUAGUGUUUUUAUAUGACAGUCAGAGUUUCCUGAAUAAGGAGAGAUUUGAAACACUCAUGCAACCAGUAGUGGAUCAGUUGGAGAACACAUUGGGUGGGGUUUUAGAACUUAAGGCCAGGGCAAAAGAGUAUUUAAUCCCGUGCAUAUCACAGUUCGCUGUGGCAACCGCGGAUGAUUCGUUGUGGAAACUGUUGAACUACCAAGUUUUGUUGAAGACCAGGCAUAAUGACGCUGAGAUAAGAUUGAUAGCCCUAGAGUGUCUAGUGUCAAUGGCCGGCCAGCUGGGCAGCAGUUGGCUGCCGCUGCUGGCGGAGAGCGUGCCGUUCCUGGCGGAGCUGCUGGAGGACGGCGACGCCAGGAUCGAGACCGCCACCAAAGACGCCGUCAGGAGCCUGGAGCACGUGCUGGGCGAGCCGCUCGACAAAUACUUUUAGACAAUAAAUUGACAGAUAAUA